AUGGCCAACCAAGAGAGCCCGACGACAUGCCUCGGGACCGGGCAACCACUUGAAACUACCCUACGGGAUUUGGAUGACGAGGAACUUGCUGAGGAGCUUGAUGGGAUGAUCUCCGAAAACUAUUGCGGGAAAAAGUACAUGCCUUCAAAAUGGAUGGAGGCAUACACGUCAGAAGCAGUAGUUAAGAGCAUUCUUGGCUCGCGAUAUGAACCGCCCCUAGUCCCCGAUCUGGUUUCAUAUGUCUUACACUCGCCCGCCAAGAAACUACUGCUUUUGCUCGCCCUUUGCCAGGCACUACACUGCCUUCCAGCAAUGAAGAAUUUCGGGCUUAAUGAUGACUACCUUCCUGUCACCAUUAUCCGCAAACCUGGCACCAAGGGACUUAUACGGAAACUUGGCGACCACGAGGGAGGGAGGGGGGAUUUUCCUGUCCCACACGACUGGAACCCAUCGAUGAGAGGCUCGUUCGAAAGGAACCAAUGGCUGUUUCUUGCGCCUGUCUUUACAGAGGAUCGAUUUCAUCAUGAAUUGCACUCGGAUACUCCCCUCCCGUUUCUACCGAUGGAAACCAGCCCUCAGCCAAAACUAGGUGGCUUCAGCACCGUACUCGAGGUGCACGUGGAUACAUCCCAUCAACGCGUGAUUACAACGUAUGGCCAGCCGAACUCAUCAAAGGCCGCUCUCAAAGACUUGCGUGUUGGUUUGGAAAACUAUGAAAGGGAAAAGAAGGCUCUGGAGAAGAUCAGAAAUAUAGACAAUCCUCACCUUGUUAAGCCCAUCGCAAGCUUGAGGCUGGCCGAUAAGUCAGGGUAUUUUCUCUUCCCGUGGGCCGAAGGUGGAAAUCUUUGGAACUUCUGGGGUGAUGAGAGCAACCGCCAUGGAGUUGUUCAAUUGGGAGACUAUCCAAAGUUCCUGUGGACCUUGAACCAGAUCCAUGGACUGUGCCAUGCUCUUGUUGCUUUGCACAAUGAGGAAGACAAGGUCAGCGACCAUAGACUGGCACUUAGGGAUGAUGGACGCAUCAGAGACGAAAAUGGCCGCCACGGAGAUAUCAAGCCAGACAAUAUUCUGGUUUUUCAUAAGGCCGGUAAUCCCCAUGACACUAUCCUUUGUAUUGCUGAUGUUGGCCUAGGCAAGUUCCAUGCCAAAACAACGCAGGUGCGAAUGGAGGGCAACGAAAUAACGGACACAAAAACGGGAACUUCCCGGUAUCUGCCACCUGAAUUUGAUAUGAAGACAAAUAAACAAAUAUCUCGGCUUCACGAUGUGUGGUCACUUGGCUGCGUUUAUCUUGAGUUCGUUGUCUGGGCUCUGUGGGGGGAGCCUGGUCUGAAAAGAUUCCAGUCAUCGUCUUUUACUCAAUUCUGGCAGUGUACAAAUAAGCAGAAACACCUUCAUCCAGAGGUGAAAACAUGGAUUUCGACUAUAACUGAAACUCUAUCUAGCGUCGAAGCACCAACUGCUCUCCUAGACCUGGUACAACUUGUUGGAUCUGAUAUGCUUCAGCUAAAAAUGAGCCGCAAGAAAUCAAAGGAUAUACUCCCCAAACUGAGGGAAAUCCUCGGAAAAGCAAAAUCUGACGAAACAUAUUGUUUUAAUCCUACCAUUCAACAAGAAGCCAAGACGAUUACCAACAGCAAUUAUUCAAACAAGCUAAGAAUACCAAUUGCUUUGCCAGAAGACAUGAGCAAACUGGAAGAUGUGUGGGAAUCUUCUUCCGAUAACAAUUUCGCAAAACGGCUCUACGAGAUCCUACGUGACAAGGUCACAACAGAAGUUCCAUCAACAAGUUCAGUCACACGUGGCCUCUGUGCCCGAUGCUUAGGUCUGGAUUUCUGUAAGCCUGGUUUCAGGGCCUUUAUACAAACCAAGUGGAAAUAUGAGACCUGCCAACUUUGCAGUUUGCUAUGUCAAGCUUUUAAAACUCUUGGCUACGGUGAUGGCCAUCAUGACGACGUGGAAAUUUAUCGAAAGGGGUCAAAGGUUCUGGCCCAUACCGAGUCGUCCGAUUUUUCAAUACUUUCUCUAUACAUGCACCCAGAUUUCACUCAGUUGCCAUCUUCUGAUAUCCAGCUGGGGACCCCCCACUUACCUGCCGAUGGAAGUAUUCACCAAAUCGAACUCUUCAAGGAAUGGAUUCGGACAUGCGAAGAGUCUCACAACCAUUCAGGUAGCAGUCCGGGUACGCAAUUGAUGAUGUCCAAUAUCUCCAACAGGAUAUCAACUACGAGCCAGCUAGUUGACCCCCCGACACGUGUCAUUGAUGUGAGGGGCGGAAUCGGAGACAAGAUACGCCUCAUCCUGGGAAAGGAUAUGCAGUCUCCGGUCUUCUUCGCUCUGAGUCAUCGUUGGGGUGAUAAGGAUGAGCAUCAAGUCGGCCGCACGCUGCCAUGCAAUGUGAAAGAUCGGUUUAACGGAAUCAAUCUGGUCGAACUACCAAGGAACUUCCAAGAAGCCAUCAUGCUAACCAAGGCAAUGGGCGUACGAUAUUUGUGGAUUGAUUCACUAUGCAUAAUCCAAACCGACAGCAAUGACUGGAAACGGGAAGCUGUGCGAAUGGAGCAGGUAUACAGCAAUGCCUCUUGCAUCCUCGCCGCUUCUUCCUCCAAUUCUUCAAUCGAGGGAUUCCUCAAAAAGUCGCGUGAGAAGCGGCCUUAUGUCUCAGUCAAGUCACUAUCAGGGAGAAUAGUCUAUGUUUGCAAAGAUAUAGAUGACUUCCACACGGAUGUAGAACGCUCGAUUCUUAACUCAAGAGGUUGGGUCCUCCAAGAGAGAGCGCUCGCUCGGCGGAUAAUUCAUUUUACAAAAAACCAAGCAUACUUUGAAUGUGGAAACGGAGUUCACUGCGAGAGCUUGAUGAAACUUAACAAUGGCAAGGCGACGUUACUCGGCGACUCCAAUUUCCCCAGAUCAGCCGAAUCAUUCAAUAAGACGGGGAAGAUCGUCAUCAUGCAAAACUUGUAUAAACAGUAUUCAGCACUGGGAUUCAAGUUUUUUGAAGAUCGCCCUGUUGGUAUUUCUGGGCUGGAAAGGCGGCUCACAUCCGCAUACGAUACCCGCGGGGGAUACGGUAUCCUCGAAGCAUACUUGGAGCGCAGCUUACUCUGGAAAAGAGAUGACGCAAGAUACCUAGAGCGGAUUCAAUUUCCCUCAGGGAGAAGCCUGCCCUCGUGGUCGUGGAUGGCCUACAGCGGGACCAUCACGUACGUUGAGAUCAGAUUCAAUGAGGUCGACUGGACCAAUGAGUACGUCUCACCUUUCGCAUCGCUCACUAAAAUCAGCAAGCAACAUUGGGAAGCAACUAGUGAAGACAGAUUACCAACACUUGAUGUCAGCAAAGUGAGACCAUUGAACCCCAGGUCCAGCCACGACCAGGCCCUAGCCAAUAUCAGUUUCGAUGUCGCAGGGGCAGGAUGCGCGAUACAGGAUUUGCGCUGCGUUGUCUUGGGUAAACACAAGAAGGCAAUGGGAAUCACCCCUUUACCUUGCUACGUGUUGAUAGUGAAAUCUGGCACGGAUCCCAACACCGUUGUGAGGAUCGGUGCUGGGAUAUUGCUGGAACAUGACAUCUGCUGGGAUUUGUAUGAGUCAAAGAGCCUCAAUUAA
This is a messenger RNA of Clonostachys byssicola, 3606 nucleotides long. The record is from the annotation of a GenBank genome assembly. NCBI's taxonomy places the organism in Eukaryota, Fungi, Ascomycota, Sordariomycetes, Hypocreales, Bionectriaceae.